This is a messenger RNA of Pogoniulus pusillus (Red-fronted tinkerbird), 807 nucleotides long. RefSeq names its product reprimo, TP53 dependent G2 arrest mediator homolog (gene RPRM). The coding region runs from base 27 to 449 and encodes 140 amino acids. The transcript has a single exon. Lineage: Eukaryota; Metazoa; Chordata; Aves; Piciformes; Lybiidae. The record is from RefSeq and is a predicted model, not a curated record.
GGAUACCGAAGGGCUCGGCGGGACGGAUGAACGGCUCGGUGGGGCUGUGGAACGGCUCGGCGGGGCUGCUGAACGGCUCGGCGGGGCUGAGCGGCCCGGUGGGCAUGAGCGGAGCGGCGGGGAGCGGCACGGCGGCGGCGGGGCUGCUGGCGGGGGCCGGCAGCGCGGCCGUGCUGGAGCUGGAACGGGCUCUGCGCUGCUGCACCUCCGCUUCCGUGGUCACCGACGGCGAAGGCGACGGCAACGGGACGGUGGCGGACGAACGGAGCUUGUACAUCAUGCGGGUGGUGCAGAUCGCCGUCAUGUGCGUCCUCGCCCUCACCGUUGUCUUCGGCAUCUUCUUCCUCGGCUGCAACCUCCUCAUCAAGUCCGAGGGGAUGAUUAACUUUCUGGUUAAGGACCGGAGACCAUCCAAGGAGGUGGAAGCGGUGGUGGUGGGACCUUACUGACCAUCGCUCGACCCUGUCCCGGUCUCCAGCACCGGUUACACUUCACCAAGCACCGGCCCCGACGGGAGAAGGAACCCGAACCGAGCCAGCUCGACUGCACAACGGCCCCGGUCCUCCUUCCCACGGACUCUGCGCUGGUCGUUUUGGUUAUUUCAUUUGAUUAAUUUUGGUUAAUUGGGGUGUUUUUUUUAUGUUUUAUUAUUCUCCAGCCCCCCUCGCUCCCGUCCGGUGAGACCCGCGGGUGCGGUGCCCCCUGCUCAUCCUCUCCCCUGCCCCGGAGCCGCCCGUCCCCGACAGCCGCGGGGUACCGAAGUCACCGGGUACCGAAGUAAAAUAACCGUGCUCUGAUGGUGGCAAA